Messenger RNA from Scheffersomyces amazonensis, 5057 nucleotides. RefSeq names its product myosin 2 (gene MYO2). The coding region runs from base 260 to 4972 and encodes 1570 amino acids. Gene Ontology annotation, cellular component: myosin complex; actin cytoskeleton; vesicle. The record is from RefSeq and is a predicted model, not a curated record. Gene Ontology annotation, molecular function: microfilament motor activity; ATP binding; actin filament binding. The transcript has a single exon. Gene Ontology annotation, biological process: actin filament organization; vesicle transport along actin filament. Lineage: Eukaryota; Fungi; Ascomycota; Pichiomycetes; Serinales; Debaryomycetaceae.
GCCAUUACCCAUUACCAUUAGACAGUUACACCGAAGCAGUUAACUACUGAGUUUAGAUAUUUACCGUAGUGAGUGGAGUGUAGCGUAACUUAAGGUACGGAUAUCAGAUAAACAAAUCUAUCAUUAAGUAGUCAGUGGAAUAAGUGUUGAUUGUUAGAAUAAUAAUUGUUAUCAGUGUACAGUACUAAGUAAGUUAGAGUAAGUUAGAGAGGAUUAGAUUGAGUUAUACUGAACUAGACUGAAUUAUACUGAACACACCAUGUCUUCGUAUGAUGUAGGAACCCGUUGUUGGUAUCCUGACCCUAAAAUUGGAUGGAUUGCUGUAACUAUUAAAUCCAAUAAACAACAAGGAAAUAAAUAUCAUUUAGAAUUACAAUCAGAUAAUGAUUCUCAACAAAUCUUUACCGUAGAAACUGAUAAUUUAAAUGAAGAUAAUGAAAAAUUACCUCCAUUACGAAAUCCUCCAAUAUUAGAAGCAGCUGAAGAUUUAACAAGUUUAUCAUAUUUAAAUGAACCAGCCGUAUUACAUGCCAUUAAAUUAAGAUAUUCUCAAUUAAAUAUUUAUACUUAUUCAGGUAUAGUGUUAAUUGCCACAAAUCCAUUUCAAAGAGUUGAUCAAUUAUAUUCUCAAGAUAUUAUUCAAGCUUAUGCUGGUAAAACAAGAGGUGAAUUAGAUCCUCAUUUAUUUGCCAUUGCUGAAGAUGCUUAUAGAUGUAUGAAAACUGAUGGACAAAAUCAAACUAUUGUAGUUAGUGGAGAAUCUGGAGCUGGGAAAACGGUUAGUGCAAAAUAUAUUAUGAGAUAUUUUGCUUCAGUUGAAGAAGAUUUUAAUAAUCAUAAUGAUGAAAAUCAUAAAACUGAUAUGUCUGAUGUUGAAAAACAAAUCUUAGCAACUAAUCCAAUUAUGGAAGCAUUUGGUAAUGCAAAAACUACAAGAAAUGAUAAUUCUUCUCGAUUUGGGAAAUAUUUAGAAAUUUUAUUUAAUAAGAAUACUUCAAUUAUUGGAGCAAGAAUAAGAACUUAUUUAUUAGAAAGAUCUCGAUUAGUAUUUCAACCAAAAACUGAAAGAAAUUAUCAUAUUUUUUAUCAAAUUUUAUCAGGAAUGAAUGAAGAUGAUAAAUUAACUUUAGGAUUAUCUAAUGCUGAAGAUUAUAAAUAUACUAAUCAAGGUGGACAACCAAUAAUUGAAGGGAUGAAUGAUGAAGAAGAAUUUCAAAUUACUAAAGAUGCCCUUAAUUUAAUUGGUAUAAAUGAUAAUAAACAAUUUGAAAUUUAUAAGAUUUUAGCAGCUUUAUUACAUAUUGGUAAUAUUGAUAUUGCUGCCACCAGAAAUGAUGCACAUUUAUCAUCAGAUGAACCAAAUUUAGUUAAAGCUUGUGAAUUAUUAGGAAUUGAUUCAAAUAAUUUUGCUAAAUGGUGUAUUAAAAAGCAAAUUCAAACUAGAUCAGAAAAGAUUAUAAGUAAUUAUAAUCAUAAACAAGCUUUAGUGGCCAGAGAUUCCUUUGCAAAAUAUAUUUAUCUGGCCUUAUUUGAUUGGUUAGUAGAUUAUAUUAAUCAAGAUUUAUGUCCUCAAGAAGUUAAUGCACAAAUUAAUUCAUUUAUUGGAGUUCUUGAUAUUUAUGGAUUUGAACAUUUUGAAAAGAAUUCAUUUGAACAAUUUUGUAUUAAUUAUGCCAAUGAAAAAUUACAACAAGAAUUUAAUCAACAUGUAUUUAAAUUAGAACAAGAUGAAUAUAUUAAAGAACAAAUUGAAUGGUCAUUUAUUGAUUUUUCUGAUAAUCAACCAUGUAUUAAUUUAAUUGAAAAUAAAUUAGGAAUUUUAUCACUUUUAGAUGAAGAAUCAAGAUUACCCUCAGGGAAUGAUGAAUCAUGGAUUCAAAAAAUGUAUCAAACUUUAGAUAAAGAACCAACUAAUAAAGUAUUUAAAAAACCCAGAUUUGGACAAACUAAAUUUGUGGUAAGUCAUUAUGCUCAUGAAGUUAGUUAUGAUAUUGAAGGAUUUAUUGAAAAGAAUAGAGAUACGGUUGGGGAAGGUCAUUUAGAAGUUUUAAAGGAAACUUCUAAUGAAUUAUUACAAUCAAUUUUAUCAAUUAUUGAUAGAAAUGCGACUAAUUUAGAAUUAAGUUCUUCAACCAGUUCAACUACAAUUAAUAAUAAUAAUAAUAGUAGACCUAAACCAGCUAAUAGAAAACCAACUUUAGGGUCAAUCUUUAAGAAUUCAUUAAUUGAAUUAAUGAAAACUAUUGAUUCAACCAAUGCUCAUUAUAUUAGAUGUAUUAAACCUAAUGAACAAAAGGAAGCCUGGAAAUUUGAUUCAUUAAUGGUCUUAUCCCAAUUAAGAGCUUGUGGAGUUUUAGAAACUAUUCGAAUUUCUUGUGCUGGAUUUCCAUCUCGAUGGUCAUAUGUUGAAUUUGCUGAUAGAUAUCAUAUCUUAGUUCCAUCUGAUGAUUGGAUUAAAGUAAUGAAUGGAGGUCAAACUACUCAAGAAUCAGUUAGUGAUUUAUGUAAUAAGAUUUUACAAAGAAAUAUUGAUGAUAAAGCCAAAUAUCAAUUAGGUAAUUCUAAAAUCUUCUUUAAAGCAGGAAUGUUGGCUAAAUUUGAAAAAUUACGAGCUGAUAAAUUAUUUAAACUGGCCGUAAUGAUUCAAAAGAAUGUUCGAAGAAAUAUUUAUAGAAAUCAAUAUUUGAUUACUAGACAAUCUCAUAUUAAAUUACAAUCAUUAAUUAGAGGAUAUAUUAAGAGAAGUCAAAUUAAAUUUGAAUUAGAAACUAAAGCUGCUAUAUUAAUUCAAACUGGUCUUAGAGGGGCCAUGAUUAGAAUUCAUACUAAACAAGCCAUUAAUUCUAUAAUAACCAUUCAAAAUUCUAUUAGAGGGUUAAGUACAAGAAGACAAAUUAAUCAAUUAAGAACCGAAAAAUCCGCCAUUGUAAUUCAAAAACAUUUCCGAGGAUUAAUUGCUCGGAAAGAAUUUAAUUUAAAGAGUAAAUCAAUUGUGAUUAUACAAUCCGCAUUUAGAAGAAAGUUUGCUUAUGAAGAAUUAAAACAAUUAAAGAUUGAAGCUAAAUCGGUUAAUAAAUUAAAGGAAGUUUCAUAUAAAUUAGAGAAUAAAGUGGUGGAUUUGACUCAACAAUUAACCAAUAAGAUUCAAGAUAAUAAAUCCUUAGUUAUUGAAAUAACUAAUUUAAAGAAUCUUUUACAACAACAAAAUCUUGCUCAUGAAACUUUAAAGAAUCGAGAAGUGGAAUUUAAUGAGAAAUUUGAUUCUCAAAAUGUUAAUCAUCAACGAGAAAUUGCCAAUUUAAAUAAAGAAUUAGAAGCCAUUAAAGCUGAUUAUUCAUCGGCUGAACAAAGAAUUGAAGAAUUAACUAAAGAACAAGCUGAAUUAAGACAAGAAGUUAAACGUACUGUUGAAGAAUUACAAGCUGCUCAAGCAGAAUUAGUUAAACGGGAUACAAUUGAAGUUGAUUUGAAAUCUCAUAUUGAACAAUUAAAAGCAGAAAUAAUUCAAUUACAAAGAAAUGGAGCCAAUGGAAUUGGAGCCAAUGGAAUGAUUAAUAAUCCCAAAAGUAGAAAUCUUAGUAAUAAGCGUCAUAGUAGUGCUUUGGCAUGGAAUUCUCCCACUUCCCUUGAAAAUAAUGCUAGACCAGUAUCAGUUAUUGCUGUAUCUAAUGAUGAUGAUAUUAAUAUUGAUGAUAUAAAUGAUGAAUUAUUUAGAUUAUUAAGAGAUUCAAGACAAUUACAUCGUGAAAUUGUUGAAGGAUUAUUAAAAGGUUUAAAGAUUCCUCCCGCCGGUGUAGCAGCCGAUUUAACUAGAAAGGAAGUAUUAUUCCCCUCUAGAAUUAUUAUUAUUAUCUUAUCGGAUAUGUGGAGAUUAGGAUUAACUAAAGAAAGUGAAGAAUUCCUUGGAGAAGUGUUAUCAACCAUUCAAACCAUUGUUUCUUCAUUAAAGGAUGAUGAUGUUAUUCCUAAUGGAGCCUUUUGGUUAUCCAAUACUCAUGAAUUAUAUUCGUUUGUAUCUUAUGCUCAACAAACUAUAAUUGCUAAUGAUACUUUAUCUCAUGAAAUGAGUGAAGAAGAAUUUGAAGAAUAUUUAAAAUUAGUGGCUGUAGUUAAAGAAGAUUUUGAAUCUCUUAGUUAUAAUAUUUAUAAUAUGUGGAUGAAAAAGAUUGAAAAAGAAUUAGAAAAGAAGGCUGUUUCUGCGGUUGUAUUAAGUCAAUCAUUACCAGGAUUUAUGGCACCUGAAAGUUCUCCAUUUUUAGCUAAAGUAUUUUCUCCAGGAGUUCAAUAUAAAAUGGAUGAUAUACUAAGUUUUUUCAAUUCAGUUUAUUGGUCAAUGAAAUCUUAUUUUAUUGAACAAGAAGUUAUGAAUGAAGUAAUUAUUGAAUUAUUAAAAUUUGUUGAUGCCUUAUGUUUUAAUGAUUUAAUUAUGAGAAGAAACUUUUUAUCAUGGAAGAGAGGUUUACAAUUAAAUUAUAAUGUAACUAGAUUAGAAGAAUGGUGUAAAAGUCAUGAAAUUGCUGAAGGUUCAGCAUAUUUAAGUCAUUUAUUACAAUCGGCUAAAUUAUUACAAUUAAGAAAAAAUACUCCUGAUGAUAUUGAUAUAAUUUAUGAAAUUUGUUAUGCAUUAAAGCCAAUUCAAAUUCAAAAAUUAAUUAGUCAAUAUUAUGUAGCAGAUUAUGAAACUCCAAUUGCUCCAAAUGUUUUACAAGCGGUGGCUGAUAAAGUUCGAGAUUCUCAUGGUAGUAGUGAAUUAUUUGCUCCAACUGGUAGUGAUGGACAUUUUAAUGAUCCAUUUAGAACGGUUCAUUUAAGACCAUUUUCAAGAGUUGAAGCUUAUGUACCAGCUUGGUUAAAUUUACCAGUUAUAAGAAGAAUUGUUGAACUUGUAGCUAAGAAUGCAUCAGUUCAAGAGGCAAAUAGUAUAGAGCAUAAUAGUAUACCAGAAGUUGAGACAGCUUUGAAUGGUCACUAGUUAAUAUAUAUUGAUUAUUGUAGUGUGGUGUAGUGUAGUGUGGUGUAGUGUAGUGUGGUGUAGUGUAGUGUGGUGUAGUAUAGUG